AUGGAAGAGAAGGUGUUCUUGGGUCAAACCCUGAUUUGUGUGAUAUUACUGUUGGCACAGAUACAUGGAUACAAUAGCUGUAUUCAGAAAGAAAGGAAAGCUUUGUUGGAGCUCAAGCAAUACCUGAUCUCAAUUAGUGAAGAAUGGGCCCUCGACUCUGUUCUCCCUACUUGGACCAAUGAUGCAAAGAGAAACUGCUGCCGUUGGGAAGGCAUUAAGUGCAAUCGUCCAGGCGGCCGGGUUAUCGGAAUUUCCAUUUCUGAGACGAACUUCAAAGAGUUGUCUACUUUAAAUCUUUCUUUGCUGCAUCCUUUUGAAGAGGUUCGAAGUCUGAACUUAUCGGGGAUGUUAAACCAAUUCAAUGGUUUUUUUGAUGAUGUUGAAGGUUAUAACAGCCUCAGAAGAUUAAGAAAGUUAGAGAUUCUGGAUCUAUCCUCAAAUAGUUUCAACAAUAGCAUAUUUCCCUUUCUCAACGCUGCUACAUCUCUUACAACCCUUGUUAUUCAGAGUAACUUCAUGAAUGGCUCUUUGCCUUUUAAAGAACUAAAAGACUUGAUAAACUUGGAACUGCUUGAUCUGAGUGAAAAUAUGUUUACUGGUCCCAUGCAAGUGGUAGAGUUUGCUCACAUGAAAAAACUGAAAGCUCUGGAUCUAACUUUCAACGAUUUUUCUAGCUCAAUGGAAUUGCAAGGCAAGCAUAAUCUGACUAACUUGGAAGUCCUUGGUCUUGGAUGGAAUUCUUUCGACGGAACAAUACCAAUAGAAGUUUUUUGUGAAAUGAAGAAUCUCCUAGAGCUUGAUCUUAGUGUAAACAAUUUUGUUGGUCAGCUUCCUCCAUGUUUAGGUAGCUUGAACAAGCUACGGUUUCUUGACCUCUCAUCAAACCAAUUGAGUGGAAAUAUACCAUCUAGUUUCAGUAGCCUCCAGUCUCUCGAAUAUCUAUCAUUAGCAGAUAAUAACUUCACAGGCUUAUUUUCGUUCAGUCCACUUGCUAACCUAACAAAGCUCAAGGUGCUCAAACUUUCUUCACCAUUUGGUAUGGUAGAAAUAGAGCCAGAAAGUACGUGGGAGCCCUUAUUUCAGCUAAGUGUUGUUGUGCUACCAUUUUGCAGCUUGGAGAAUAUCCCUAGUUUUCUCAUCAACCAAAAGAACUUGCAUCUUGUUGAUCUAUCCAACAAUAAAUUAUCCGGAGAUAUUCCUACUUGGCUGUUGGAGAAUAAUCCAGAUCUUAAAGUCUUACAGUUGCAGAAUAAUUCAUUCACUGUCUUUCAGAUAUCUGCAAUAGUGCAUAAUUUGCAGGUUCUGGAUUUUUCAGACAAUGACAUCAGUGGAGUGUUCCCUGAUAAUAUUGGUAAUUUUCUUCCGAGUCUGUUACAUCUGAAUGGUUCAGAUAAUUUGUUCCAAGGAAAUUUUCCGUCUUCUAUGGGUGAGAUGAAGAACAUUUCAUUUCUGGACCUGUCUUAUAAUAACUUCUCUGGAGAACUACCUAGAAGCUUUGUCACGGGUUGUUUUUCAUUAGAGUUCUUGAAGCUCUCUCACAACAAAUUUAGCGGCCAAUUUCUUCCAAGACGAACAAGCUUCACUGCAUUGUCCGUGUUGAUGAUCAAUAACAAUUCCUUUACAGGGAAGAUCGGAGUUGGUUUGCUUAGCUCCAUAAACUUGGGAGUACUUGACAUGUCCAACAAUUUUCUCACAGGUACUAUUCCACCUUCUUUGUUGGUUAUUCCCUUUCUUUCUCUUGUUGACCUCUCUGGAAAUUUAUUAUCUGGAGCGUUACCGUUACAUAUUCGUAAUAUAGACGGAACCAGAUUGUUCCUACAGGACAACAAUUUCACUGGAAAAAUUCCGGACACCUUGUUGGGAAGUGUAAACAUACUUGAUCUACGGAACAAUAAACUCUUUGGGAGUAUUCCAGAGUUUGUCGAUACAGGGGAUAUAAGUAUUCUUUUACUGAGAGGGAAUAAUUUAACAGGAUCUAUUCCAAAUAAGCUAUGUGAGUUGAGCAACAUCAGACUUUUGGAUCUUUCAGACAACAAGCUCAAUGGCUUCAUACCUUCAUGCCUCAGUAAUUUAUCAUUUGCACUGGGAGGAGACGAGGGGAGGAGUCAGUUUGCUGCGGGAAUUUCUACUGUAGCGAACCUCCAGUUGGAAUUUUACAAAUCCACAUUUGUGGUAGAUAAUCUAAGUUCACAGCUGGAACACUUGAUUUUAUGUAUGGGUUGGAUCUGUCAAGCAAUGAACUAG
This is a messenger RNA of Raphanus sativus (radish), 2244 nucleotides long. Its product is annotated as receptor-like protein 56. Gene Ontology annotation, molecular function: protein binding. The record is from RefSeq and is a predicted model, not a curated record. NCBI's taxonomy places the organism in Eukaryota, Viridiplantae, Streptophyta, Magnoliopsida, Brassicales, Brassicaceae.